AUGCCAUCUGAUAAUAAUAAUUCGCAAUAUCCAUUCCCGAAUGAAGGAGGAGUUAAUCAAGUACACCGGCAUCAUUUUAUUCUUCGAGACGCGUGUCAAAGUAACGUUGCUGCGUCAUUAUUGAAAAAUCUGAUCUCUGAUGCUAAAAUUGGAUGUAAUGUGGGAUCAUGGAUUCUCGAGUUGGCAUCAGAGUAUCCAAGUUCCCAAUUUACUGGAGUUUCGAAUUGCCCACCAGGAUUCUGA
Messenger RNA from Funneliformis caledonium, 243 nucleotides. Lineage: Eukaryota; Fungi; Glomeromycota; Glomeromycetes; Glomerales; Glomeraceae. The record is from the annotation of a GenBank genome assembly.